Candidozyma duobushaemuli is the source of this 5913-nucleotide messenger RNA. Its product is annotated as tRNA(Ile)-lysidine synthetase. Gene Ontology annotation, biological process: transcription initiation at RNA polymerase II promoter; tRNA processing. The coding region runs from base 1 to 5913 and encodes 1970 amino acids. Lineage: Eukaryota; Fungi; Ascomycota; Pichiomycetes; Serinales; Metschnikowiaceae. Gene Ontology annotation, molecular function: ligase activity, forming carbon-nitrogen bonds; RNA polymerase II general transcription initiation factor activity; ATP binding. Gene Ontology annotation, cellular component: transcription factor TFIID complex. The transcript has 2 exons. The record is from RefSeq and is a predicted model, not a curated record.
AUGGAUAUACACGCCUUGACCAUAGAUCAUGGGUAUAGAAAAGAGUCUUCGGAGGAGGCAAAGUUGGUUGGUCAAAAAGUCCGUCAAUGGGGCGUCAAACAUCAUAUUGAAAAGCUUAGCUAUGACCGUCCGUUGAGUACCAUCACCAACUUUGAGGAAGUUGCAAGGAACCUCAGAUACAAAGCAUUACAAGAAUUCUGCUUCAAGAUAGACACAAGCGCUCUUUUUGUAGCGCACACAUUGGAUGAUCAAAUUGAAACGUUCUUGCAAAGGCUACAGAUGAAUUCAACCAUAUACGGGCUCAAUGGCCUCAAACUGCGAUCUCCAAUACCCGUUAAACCGGCAGGUCCGAGGAAUUCGAUUGCUCCAAUUGAGCUUCUACGACCUCUUUUGAUUCUUGAUAAGAAACAAAUAACGAGCUACUGCAGGGAUAAUCAGAUAGAAUGGUUCGAAGACUCCACAAAUGCAGACCCCACAGUAACAAAGCGCAACUGGCUCAGGUUCAUGAUAUCUGAGUACGUUCCUAAGACGGGUGCGUCAAGCCAUAUCAUCUCUCGUGACGAAAUUCUCAGGAGUAUACACGAGGUUGAUCAAGUAAGGAGGUCAUUUGAAAAGUGCAUAGCCAGACUUGAUGAUUAUGUGAAAAAGUACGGUCUCUUUCGAUUUGACCAGAGCAAGGCUACUAUGAAUUUCACCAUCGAGUCGCUGUUUUGGUGCAAGCUUAAUGACUCUAUUUCCGCAAGAUGGCUCUAUGACAUAAUGUAUCCAUUAUCCUCUUCAGAGAACUUCCAUUGGUCAUAUGCGAAGAUUGAGCGUCAAGCGAUUCCUCGAAUUGAUCGGUUUAUUGGAGAUGAUACUCAAAAGAAAACUACAUUGACAUAUCUCAAUGUGAAGAUCGACAUUCUUAAAGAACCUUGUGGCAUGAUUAACUUUCGUCUUCUGAGACAGCCAGCUGAACGAGAGAGAAGACAGUCUACGACUCACCUCAGACUAAAGGAGACUUUCCUGGAAUGGGUACUUGUCAACAAUAUUUGGUGGCUUCGUCUUAAAGAUGAUUUUAAAAGGGAGGCAAGAAUACAGCUCUACAACUCUGCUAUGAAAAAAGAUUCUAUGUCGUUCAUCAACUUGCACGAUAGGAGUCAGCUGGCGGCACAGACACCUAAAUUUACUGGAGGCCACACUGGUACUCCAAGAAACAGAAAUAGAACGAAGAAUGUCAACCUACUGACACAACUCUUCAAGCUAGCCCAUCAGAGAGUGAGUCUCGAUGUGGAUAUUGCGCAUCAAAGAAUCAAUGGUUUUACGGAGCUUACUUUAAUCCCAACCAGCAAUCAGCUCCGAGCCAUCAAGCUUGAUGCUAGAGAAUUGACAGUCAAAGAAGUGUAUGUCAACGGCACAAAGUUGGUUAAUUUCAUCCACAAGGACAUGUUGUACAUCAAUGACCCCGAGAAAUUCGACAAUUGUACAGACUCAAGGUCUGUGAACAUAUGGGACUUAUACUCCGAGAAAUUCGAUAUCCAUCAGCACCACCUACUAAGGAAGAAGCUCAACUACAUAUUCGGAGAAUUCGAAGACGACCAGUUUGACCCUAGUGAUCUCGUGGAUCUUGGCAAUACCGAAGAGCUCCUCAUAAGUUUGCCGAACAAUUUCAAGUUCCAAGCGGCUGAUGCAAAUGGAGGCCACACCCCAGCUUCACUGAUACCAACGGGCUUGACGCCACUACUGCGAAAUAAGAACACACAUGGGGAUGCUUACGCACCCAUUCAAAUUGGUAUCGAGUAUGAGCUUCGAAAUCCCAACAAUGGUGUUAACUUUGCAUGUCUCGGCGAGGACAAAAAGCUCUGGCAUGCUUACACGGUAAAUUCUGAGUUUAACGUCUCCACGUCUUCCUGGGUUCCAUGCAUUGAUAAUUUGUGGGAGAAGGGGACUUGGUCGUUUGAACUUACUGUCCCAAGAUCAACAAGAGACAUCGAUAACUUUUCCACUGAUAAUGAAAACGACAAAGACAGUAUGGAUGUGGAUGAAAGCUCUACAACACAGGAAAAGGAGAAUUCUGAAAAAGUCGAGAGCGACGAGGAAGAGGACGAGUCAGAACACUUCGAUCUAUUCGUAUGCACUGGUGAUUCGGCGAACACAAAAGAAACUCCACAUCCGACUGAUGAUUCUAAAAAGAUCGUUUCAUGGUCUAUCUUCAAUCCAAUAAGCGCUCAUCAUGUUGGAUGGGCAGUUGGUCCAUUUGAAAGUACUGAGCUUGCCAACCUUUCGAACACUGUUCAGCAAGGUGCUGAGGAUGAAGAAGAAAUUGAAAAGGAAGAACUUGGUUCUGUCGUUACUCUUUACUAUUUGCCAGGUCAAGAAGACUUGGCCAAAAAUACUUGCAUUUUCGUUCACGAAGCUAUGAACUUCUUCUCGUCUGAGUUUGGCUCUUACCCAUUCAGCACGUACGGUAUCAUAUUUGUGAAAGGUCCGUCUUAUCCAUACAAUAACUUUGCUGGCCUCACUGUCCUAAGCGAUAGACUACUUUAUCCGCAAAAUGUUAUCGAGCCAAUGUUCACACUUACAGAAAACAUCCUUGAGUGCAUUGCAGGACAAUGGUCCGGGAUCAAUAUCGUUCCACAGACUUUCAAUGACCUUUGGUGUACCAUAGGUAUCGCUCGAUUUAUGUCCUUCCAUUUUCUCAAAGACCUUAUGGGCAAUAAUGAGUUCAGAUACAACAUCAAGCAAAAGAUGGAAAAAAUUGCCGAGACCGAUGUCUCCAAACAACCCAUCUCAUUGCCAUAUGUUCGAUUCCCACUUUCAGAGUCAGAUUUGACUUUCGUACGCCUCAAAGCUUCCGUUGUUUUACUCAUAUUGGACAGGCGUAUGACAAAAACUGAUAAACUGUUUGGUCUUGCUCGUGUCUUACCGAAGAUAUUUUUACAGGCUAUGUCUGGAGAUCUUCAAAACGGCUCACUAUCAACACAACAUUUCCAAAGUGUAUGUGAAAAAGUCAAUCGCAAUAGGCUUGAUAAAUUCUUCAAGCAAUGGGUCUUUGGAGUUGGAACUCCCGUCUUCAACAUAACUCAGCGUUUCAACAAAAAGCGGUCCUUGAUUGAAGUUGUUAUUCGUCAGACACAAGUGCAACAACAUCGUUCAAUCAGACCAAACACCGACACAUUCAUGGAGGAAUCAAUGAUGUAUCUUCACGACCAAGAGUUGCCACCCUCACUGAAUACUUUCACAGGUCCCAUGACCAUCAGAGUUCACGAGGCAGAUGGUACGCCGUACGAACACAUUGUGGACAUCAAAGACUCUCUUGUCAAAUUUGAUGUUCAGUAUAACACAAAAGCCAGACGACUGAGAAAGAAUAAGGAAGAAAACGUUGAGACAAACCCUGUUUUUUCAAAGUUGGGAGACAUUCUCCGUAAAGAGAGGGAUAUUAAAGAGUGGGGCUUCGAGGAGUGGCCUAAGCGUGAUGAGGAUCUCGUAGAUCCAUAUGAAUGGAUCCGUGUGGAUACCGACUGUGAAUGGAUUGCCAAGUUUAAUGUGCGUCAGCCAGACUACAUGUUCUGUUCGCAAUUACAGCAAGAUAGAGAUGUGGAGGCCCAAUGUGAUGCGGCUAGAUACUUUGGUGAGCAGGAAAAGCCCAACAAGAUAAUUUGCACUUCUUUAACAAGAACCCUCAUGGACCGCAGAUAUCAUUAUGGUGUUCGGAUUGCUGCAGCACAAGCUCUUGCGAACCUUUCGAGAAAGCAGAACUCUUAUUUUGGCAUGCUGUACUUGCUAAAAGCAUUCAGGAGGCUUUUCUGUUUUGAGAAUAGUUUCAUCCCAACUGGUAACUCAUUUGAAGUGUUCGGAAAGUACUUUCUUCAGAAAGCUUUGCCCCUGAUUUUGGCUCAAAUAAGGGAUGAUGAUGGUAACACACUUCCAGAUAUCAAGGAGAUUUUGCUCAAUUUUGUGAAGUAUAACGACAAUUCUAACAACGAGUUUCAAGACGGCUACUACAUGCGCGACUUAUUAAGUGCUCUCACGGAUGCCGUUAUUCCAAUUAACGAAAAACGGAAACUCAUUGACUUCCAUCUUGAAAAGGAAGAGAAGUUAGGGUAUAAGUCAAACGAUGAGGAGUUUGUCAAUGAGGUAAUCGAAGAGAUCGAUAGGUUGCGGAAGAUCGAGGAGUGGGUUCCAUCUUACCAUAAUAUGGUGUAUGCCAGCUGCAUACGGCAGAAGACAAAGAUGGCCCGGAACAAUCUUUGUGAAUAUUCGUUUGAGGAUUUGAUCAAGUUCACGACUCCUAAUAAUGCUGAAGAGAUUAGACUUGCCGCAUUUGAGGGCCUUCUACUUCUAGGAGGGCUCAAGGUCUGGGAGAUUCUCAGGUAUUUCCUUUAUUCCCUUUGCUUGGAUAAUACCACGAGGCAUUUCAGAAUCAAGAUGGUUGAAGCUCUUCAAAAGACGAUCUGUGAAGCUGCAGUGCACGGUAUCCCCUCCGUCAUAGAUGAUCCGGAGUUCGACUCAUUGAACAAAUUGUUCAAUGCGAAUAAGAGUUAUCUGAAUCCGAAUAACAUGAUUGUGGUUGAAGAGUCUCAAAAUACGGAGGUGAGCUCGAGGAGAGAUGCUUUGGCGCGAGCCUCGAUUGAGGGUACGGUAAUCCUUCUUAGACGGGAUUAUGGUAUAGGAAAAGGUCUCAAGAAAGCGCUUUGGAAAUUGAUUCAUUCUUCAUUGCUAGGAUUAAGAGAGAGGCGUGUUAUAUUUGGCUUGUGUGAAAUCCUCUACUUCGAAAAGGAUGCUUACUCAAUUGACAUACCCGUCCCUUUCGUUCCACUUGAGGAGUUGAAAAAGAAGAUUGUUGCAAGGAAUCUCGGUGAGGGCUCCGUGGUCAUCAAACGUGAGGGUAGAUUUACAAUUCAGCUCUCUACCAAGAUCCUGUUAACUGAUACCAAGAAGGAGAAAGCCGAAAGGACCCGUCCCUCGCUGGAGAGACAUAACCGCAGGUCAACUACUUCAUUUGACCAAGAAGUUCCUGCCGCAGAGCCUAAGCUCAAACUCAAACUCGGCCGCCUGGAGAGCAAGGUUGAACCCAGUGUUACUGAAGUUGAACCAGCAAAGAUUGUGACGAGAGAUGCUAAAAACAACAUGAAUAUCAAAAUGAGAUUUUCUCGCAGAAGUCUCACGGAAAUAACGACUUCGAGAAGAAGGAGGAAGAAUGUGUUACUUAGCGAUACCUUUGUCACUAUCAAGUUCUUCCGUCCAGACAAUCUUGACAUGUUCAGGUCGCCCGGCGGUUUCAAGAAAGCGACGGAGAAUCUUGUCACAGAAGCUUUGCCAACCAAGAAGGAUCAAACCGCUGCUCACUCUGAUCAAACAUCAAAUGAGCAGGACUCUGCGGCUACAGAAGAGGGCAAAGACGUCAGGAGGUAUGUGAAGAUUCAAUCUGGUAGGGUUACCUUAUCGGAGACCCCAUUUGACGAUUCUCGCACUGACAACUCCAAUGGGAUGAAUAACAAUGGGGAACAAGAAGCAAACAACAAUUGUCAUGACGCAAAUGGCCAGAAUACCAAGGAAAAUGACUCAAGCCAGGCGGUGAAGCGAGAAAGCCCUUCGCCUAAAAUUCAGACGCACAGUGAUCUGGCGGUCCCCGCCGGUCCUUCAAGUGUUGCAUCAAGAGAAGGACUGACUGAGCCGAGAGAACCAUUUUCCAAAACUGCUAGCCCCGUUGGUGGUGAUCAGCAAGGACCAAAGAGAAAGAAGGCCAAAAUCUACAUUCACGACGGAAGCAAGAGUCACAGUCGCACCGGCUCCCCAGCAUCUAAUUCUGCCGAGCCUGAGGUCAAACAGGAGGCCAGUGAAAAGGUCGAUGAGAACCCAAACAAAGAGGACAAACAGGAAGAAGCGCCAAAGCCCAAACCCAAACUCUCCCUCAAGUUGACGCUUAAAUAA